Molecule: messenger RNA, 1156 nt
Organism: Coccidioides immitis RS
Lineage: Eukaryota; Fungi; Ascomycota; Eurotiomycetes; Onygenales; Onygenaceae
Exons: 2
Coding region: 1-486 (161 amino acids)
Source: RefSeq, a predicted model, not a curated record
AUGGCCACAUUCCCAACAACUGCUACCAGUGACGGGGGAUAUUCGCGACCCUGCCUACCACUCGGACGUCUAAUUCGAAAUGGCGGCACAAAUCCCAAGAGUCCACGACACAAACGUUGGGUUGCGAGCCCAACGUCAGUGAAACAUGUGUAUUUUGUUGGACAAGGGCAGCGACAAGGUUCGGAGAGGGACCGGAAUCAAGGGAAGUUGCAGUUCUCUGGUCUUCAGGGGCAUGAAGGCUCGAUCAAGACUCAAUGCUCGCAGCGGAUUGAAAGACUGAAGCUUACGGAGGAUGAACUCAGCUUCUGGAAUUUGAGGUGGCAUGCUCGCCAAGACGGCACCGCGCUGAUGUUUCCAAAUACAGAGGGUUAUUAUCCCGAAAGCUCGAUUCUCGAUGCCCGCCGGCACUUGAUAGGUGUUCGAUCUUCCGCCCCUGAGUCUUGGUUUUUCAAGGAUAAGAGCUUCUGCAACGUUCAGUGUACUUAGUUAAUAGAGUUAACUGCUGUGCGUGUAGUACACAAGUUACUACAUGGCAGCACAACUGACGCUUCCCGUUGAGUUAUAUGGUCGCUCUACUUAAGAUACCCACCGAGUUCAACCGGCUAACGGACGUGGACCAGUUACGCAUCUUUCAUUUGAAAAAACUGCUUCGCAGAACAGACAGAUGUUGGAGGCCCCUGAUGCAUACUUUUGUCCAGAGUACAGAGCAUAGGCUGUCGCUUUUCAAGGACGCUGAAACAUGCCUGAAAUCCGGAAACAAUGCCGGAAUUGCCUUUGCCAUGUGGAGAUCUGCCACUUGUUUUACGCAAUUGGGUACCCCGUAGAGGGCAAGGAUGUUAUGCACAAAUUUUGCUCCUCUGUUUUGAUGCUGUCGAGAUGUUUCCUCCUGUUCCCCCCGUCCUUUUCGGAGACUGGAAACUGAAUGCUUUGCCCAGGCAGAGAACAUUCAUCAAAGUACUCCGUCUUGCCUUUGAUUAGCUCUUUCCUGUACUCCGUACCCGUCACUAAUAUUGGAGAGAAUUGGCUAAGGAGAAUCGACCGCCUUGUGGUACAAGCAUGGCUUCUCGCCCGAUGGUUGAAUCGCAGUCAUCGCGGAUGCGGGAUAAAUACUGCCUGUUUGUUCCUUCCAGAGUGCUUAUCGAAAUCUAUCAACAUU